Messenger RNA from Paramecium octaurelia, 376 nucleotides. The record is from the annotation of a GenBank genome assembly. Lineage: Eukaryota; Ciliophora; Oligohymenophorea; Peniculida; Parameciidae.
AUGUCAAAUUAGAAUACGUAAUAGUAGAGCCAAACUAGUAUGAAAUAGAAACUAUUAAAAAUUUUACAGGAAAAGAACAAUAAGCCAAUUGCUGAGCAGAAGCAACGCUCAAAUUUAGAUUACUCAUCAUUAUAAAGGAAAUUAUCAUAGCCAUCUCAUAAAUUGCCUGUUGAAAUGAACAAAUCUGCAAGAGAGAUUUGGUUAUUUGAAAUAUUCAAUAAUUAGAAUCUCACAUAAAAAGUAUCAGUAGAUUGAUGAAAGUUAAGGUCUAGUAAUUGAAGUAAAUUUAAGUAAGAACAGCCAAAUUAAUUAAAAGUUAUCAAACUAAAGAGAUAAAAUGGAAUAACAAAAGAGUAGCCUUAUAAUAAGAGGUUGA